This is a messenger RNA of Eupeodes corollae, 580 nucleotides long. RefSeq names its product U-Kazal-Dg21.2-like. The coding region runs from base 58 to 477 and encodes 139 amino acids. Gene Ontology annotation, molecular function: protein binding. Lineage: Eukaryota; Metazoa; Arthropoda; Insecta; Diptera; Syrphidae. The transcript is spliced from 3 exons. The record is from RefSeq and is a predicted model, not a curated record.
GCUCCCAGCCCCAGUAUAAGUUUAACUCUGUUCAUUGAAUCAUCAUCCGCUGCUACGAUGAAGUGUUCAUUGUUUUUAGUUUUUUUGUUGAUACACUUGUGUACUCUUUUAUUCGGUGAUUCCCAAGCAGAGGGGCAAAAACGCUGUAACAUAGCUUAUAAGUGUUCUACGAUACCUAAACCAGUAUGGACCACUACCAAUGGCUUGAGCUGUGAGGUAUUUAGGAAUCAAUGCUAUCUGAAUAAUGAAAACUGCCAGCGUGUGAACAGAGAUGAACCAGAAGCCCGUGAAAUAGAUGAGGACAAAUGUCGAGAUCUAUGCAAAUCCGCUCCACCAUGCCCGACAGAGGAUCACCCAGUUUGUGGGUACUACGAAGAUGAGCGGAAAACUUUUCCAAGCGAGUGUGAUAUGAAGAAAUACGUUUGUGAGACCGCAAAGACUUUUGAUCUAUUGGCUGUUGGCAAGUGUAAGGGUUAACGAUGUAGUGAAGGAUUUUAAUACAAAAACGUUGUCUUUCAAAUUUUAUAGAAAAUAGUCUUUUUUCUUUCUAAAUAAAACUCGAACUUGUUUUCUAACACAA